Molecule: messenger RNA, 312 nt
Organism: Lobosporangium transversale
Lineage: Eukaryota; Fungi; Mortierellomycota; Mortierellomycetes; Mortierellales; Mortierellaceae
Exons: 2
Coding region: 1-312 (103 amino acids)
Source: RefSeq, a predicted model, not a curated record
AUGAAAGGUCUGCGCUACCGCGACUGGAACUCUCUCAUCCCAAUCACCGCUAGUGCCAGGCUUAAUAUCGUUGGCAAGUUCCUCAACCACAUCAUUUACACUGAUGCCUUCGACUUUUGCACUGUCUUGGCCAAGUUUGGAACUUCUUGCCCUGUUUCCACGAGCGCCGCACAGAUCAAGUUCUGUUUCCUGAUCAAGAAGACUGCUCCCCCUUUGCCAAUUUUAUUUCAAAUUCCCUCCAUCAACGGCAACGGCCACAUUACCUUCUGCCUGCAGGCCACGGUCACUGUCGUGGAAGCUCCACCAUCUUAG